GGGGGGUUGCUGGCCGGGCAGACGGCUCUGUGCUUUAAACGCCUUUUCUUAGGUCCCACAAUAUGGUGUGUGCCACUAAACUCUCCUGACGGAAUUGAAUGUAAUUAUCGGAUUACGGCGCUGCGGCUCUGAAGCUGGAAAUAUUUACUACCAUCCCGACGACGGAGGUGUUUUCCUGCUCUCUGCUCUCAUAUACCGGCAAGUCUUGUCGUAGUUUUCUGUGUUUUUUCCCCUCUAAACUCUCCGUUUGUGGUUCAUCCGUUAAUUACCGGCCAAAGAGAUUUUUGUGCGUCGUGGAUUGGAGCGUUUUUACGCACGAGUGGAGAUGUAAAGUGGAGGUGGAUACGGUGCUAUUUCUGCAUGAACUGGACUUCUGACGAUUCCCAGAGGCUCUGAAGAGGAACCAUUUUGUCCAAAGACGUGCCCCUCUUCUGUUAUGUCUGUCUCCUCUCUGCCAGAAUGGAAGCAACUCCUUCUGGAGAAGAAGAGGAGAGAGGAGGAGGAGCGAGAGAGGAGGGAAAAAGAAGAGGAGGAGAAGUUCGCCAGCAUGCCGGCCUGGAAGCGAGGGAUCAUCCAGCGCAGGAAGAUGAAGCAGGAGAGUUUGGGCGACAGGGAGAAGGAGAGUAAUACCUGUCUGCUGCAGGUGGACGUCAGAUCUCCUUCCGACGGUCUGAGCGACACUGACAGCUCGGUAACAGUUAAUCUGGGAAGCGAACCGUCGCUCAGUCCCGACCCGGCGCUGUGGCUGGAUGCAGAGCCCAAACCGGCCAGUCAGGUGUCUGUGGAAACCAUCGUUCCAGUCCAUGAAAAUCCAUUCAUCCGCACACAGAGCGCAUGGAGGAAGGGCAGGGAUGUCGAAGUAGGGAACGAGCCAGAAGUUAAGGAGAGGGAGAAGGAUAAAAUGAGCCCUAAAGGUCAAGAUGGAGAGUCGGGGAGAGGACGAGAUAUAGAGCUGAAAAUAGAGAGGUUCAGGGAUCUGAGUGAACCACGGGAAAAAGAGAGGAACAUCGACAGAAGUCAAGGGAGAGAGAACAACAGGGAGGGAGGCGAGAAGGACAAAAUCCAAUGGAAGGAGUCAGCUAAGGAGCAGGAAUUCCUCAAAGUAAAAUUAGACACCGAGGACAAAGAUGAUCAUCCAGCAUCUGGUUCAUUUCCUCCCUGUCUGCGGACUAUCCGAGCCGACAACAUCAUCAUCAUCGAGCAGGACAGGAAAGGCAGCGAUGAGAGGAGGGGGAGAUGGAGGGAGGUGGACAGGGAGAGGCCUGAGGAGGAGAACCAGGGGAAGAGAGGGAUGAAGAUGGACCUGAGGGAGAUCCUGGCCGGGGGAGGCAGCGUCACUGAGAUCAGAGCCUCUGAGGUGCUGAUCAUAAAGCCGUCGGCGAGCCCUGAAGAGAAGAGUACAGGAGGGAAGGUGAGAGAGGAUGGAGAGGUGAAGGGAAACAUGGAUGUAAGGAGGGACAGUGUUGGCAGAGAGCUGAGGACAGACAUGUCCUGGCUGAGGGAGAAAGAGACCGUUAAGGAGAAGGAGAAACCGUGGGGUCAGGCGACAGUUAUCAAUAAAGACGACAGGAAGGACAGCUUGGAUGAUAAUGUGUUUAUGGAGAGAGGAGGGAGGGUCAGCCAGCUGCUCAGCAAAUUCGGAGAGCACCCCAAGCCUCCGUCUCGAUCCAAAAGCUCUGAUAAUUUCCUGCAACCGGGGAGGAGGAAAUACUCAGAAGAUCAGGAUGACCAACAAUCAGAAGAGAGGAAGGCGGACGUGAAGGAUUUGCUGUUGAAAGGCGUCCCGAAACGCUCGUUCAGCUUCUCCGAUCGAGUCAUCUGCGCCAAGGAGAAUGGGUUAGAAGACGAAGGAUAUUAUGAGAGGAAAAUGCGUGAGAGGAUUCAUUCAGACAGGAGUGUGGCACCAUGGGGAGACGUGGCAGGUUUAGGGAAGGAAAACAAGAUCAAAAUGGGGUGUGCACGACUUUUAGAUAAAGAUCGUUUUGGAAAGUACAGAGACAGACGUGUUAAAACUGAGAGUGAAGUUAGGGAAGUCGAACCCAUUGAUAAGAGGGCUGCGGAGAAGGUAGUCGAUGCAGACGGAGACAAGGGUUUCACAGUGGCAUCGGUUAAAAACACAGAGGGAAUAUCGUUCGCCAGAAGAGUCCUGAUCAGACAGGAUGGAAAAGCAAGAGCUGAAAGAGACAUGAAGCGACUGAUAGGUGAGAAAAGUUUGGAAAAGGAGGCAAACGUUGAUAAAGAAUCAGAGGCUGGAGGCCUGAUGGAGGCACAAGGUUGCAACAAAACCGAUUUACCAAGAGAGGACGGAUUCGAAAUCCCUCCAGAAUCUAGUCACGACGUCACUGCAUCUGAAGACCCGCUCAGUCCGAGUCACCACAGACAUGAUUCAGCUUUCACAGAGUGUAGUCAGAGUCUACACAAAGAGUGGAGCGGUACCGGACCACGAGGACCUUACCUGACACACUCUGUUCUGUCCCAACAUACAGAGGAGCUUAUUAGUAAAAUAGAAAAAAUAGGAGACACGACUGUUUACAGCAACGAGAGAGGAGAAAGGGCUUAUAAGACUGCUCAGGAAGUGACUAAAGAGACCACACAGGAGGUACAAACAAGAGCUGAUGCUGGAUCAGAGAGCCUCGGUCAUGCUAUUACCCCCAGAUCCCCAAAAAGGAUCGCACCCAUGGGGAUGUCUACGGGCCCUCUUGAGAUUCAGAUCCCCAGGACUGUGUUUUAUGUUGCAGAAGAAAUGAUGGACAGAAAAAAAGGUCAAAGCGGUGAGGGGCCAGACUGGGAAGAAGGCCGAGGGGUUGAGAGGAGGGACAGCUGGAGGAUCGGGAAGCCGUUGAGUCGCAUCGAGUCGCUGCGAGAGAAGAUCCGGCAGAGAGAGCUGGAGAGGAAGCGGCAGAGAGAAGCUCAGGACGGAGGUGAAGCCACGGAGAUAAAUGACGCUCAGGCGGCCGAGGACAGGUAUGAAGAGAGGGGAAGCGAAACAGAGAAAGAGUGGGAAGCUGCAGCUCAUGUGCAGAGGAGGCAGGUCGAAGCAGAGAGAGGGCAGGAAGACGCAGCAGAGCAGACAGUCGCGGCUGACGUCAAACGGGAAGUCAGCGUGUUGAAAACCUGCCCUCAACUUCCUGCUUCACAAGCUGUCGGGGCAGAGGAAGUGAACGCUGCCUCCGAAGCUACUGCUGAUAGCUUCCAGAUAUCCGACGAUGAAGACAACCCCCUGAAACAUGUAGAAGAGCAGCUGAGGCGCCACAGAGGCCGACACGAGAGCAGAGAAGAAGAAGAAGAGGAAGAAGAAGAGGAAGAGCUCUCUGAGGAAGAGGUUGAGGAGUUUACGUCACCUCUGGAUAAAUCUCUGUCCCCUUCACCGCCUCAUCCCAACUCCCUCGCAGCCAUGAGUCGGAUCUACAACCUGGAAAAGGUGGGUUCAAGGUCGGGUUUGUGUGUGAGAGAAAGGACGGUGGAAAUCGCAUCAUCAGUGCACCUUGUCAAAGUGAAGCCGCUCAUGUCAAACUCGCAGCAGGGGGACGGCAAAGGUGACGACAUUUGUGGGGUUCAGUCGAUACAGCGGCAGAUAGAACAGUUUCAGUUAAAGGAGCAGGAAGUGUUGAAGGCUUCACCCAACGCUCCCCUAAAGGACACGAAGGGGCAGCAAAGCCCCAAGAGAGCGUUCAAGCAGCAGGUAAAAGACGAUCUCAAAACCCAGGAGAAAGAUCAAGAAACACCAGGACUGAACCCCAAAGCGUCUCCGCAGCACGCUUCUUCUCCAUCGUCUCAGAAUAAGCAAACUAUCACCAUCAACCCGUCACUGCUCAGGAGCCAGUCCCCGGUUAAUACCCUGAAACCUGCAGAAUGUACACCAACCCCGGCCUCCUCUCCGAGUUCUCCAUCUCCUGUCCAAUCCCCCAGCAUCUCUCCAUCGCCCAGCCCAUCGCCAACGCUCUUCUCCAUCAGGAGCGCAUCUGGAGGCCAAGUGAAGAGAGGCGCCACCAUCACCAUCACCCCGAAGAAGCCUGUCGGAGGAGGAGGAGGAGUGACGGGGUCAGUGGUACAACCCACAGCGGCAGGAUCGACCUCCGUAAAGACCCCAGUGCACCAGACGACCACCGCUGUGGUCGAACCGGCGAAGAAGAAGUACCCGACGGUGGAGGAGAUUGAGGUGAUUGGUGGAUAUCAGAAUCUGGAGAAGUCCUGUCUGAUCAAGAACAGAGGGACUCCCAAAAGGGGGAAGGUGUGUUUCGACGAGGACCAGCUGGAGCAGGUGUGUGAGUAUCCGUCGGAGACCUUCAUGCUGACCUUCACCUCCUUCCCCCAUGAACUGGGCAGGAUGGAGAGGCUGCAGGGGGAGGAUGUGCAGGAGGAGGAAGGCGAGGUGGAGGCAGGACCGGUGGUGCUGAAGAGCACCAGGAGCACCGGGAUCACAACAGGGCCACGUCUAAGAGUGGGUCAGUGUCACCCCCUUCUCAAAAAGCAUAAAGUCUAGUGACAGCACUCUGUAUGUGAAGAUGAAUUUACAGGCCUGAACCUUCCUCAGGAUGAGGCUGGUGAUGUUCUGUAGUUUUCUUACAGUCAACAAAUCAUGCAGAAAGAGCAAAACCAUUAAUGAUCCCAACAAGAAGUAUGGAAGUAGUCAAGUCACUGUGCAUUAACCUUCAUCGCUGUACCAAAAACUGCACACUGCUGUGUUUAGUGACGUGUUUUUUCUUUAUAAAGAUUGUAGUUUUUCAUAGUCCAUCUCACAGACACCAUCCUGCUCUUUAAAUACUCAGCAGAGCGCUAAAUGUGUGCUAAUCCGCAGCUAAAAAUAGCUGCCAGCAAAUGCAUUUAUGCCUCCCUUACAAAACCAAGAUGUUAACAGUCAAGUAGCAGGGGAUUUGCAGCAAAGACUUUUGUUUUCCAUGAAAUUUUGUCACGUUUACAAUUCUUUUUUUUUUUUUUUGCAUGAGUGGCAAAUGUCCAGCAACAUUCUGGAAGUAAAGAGAAAUUUGCCACUUAACUAAUAAUGAGUUCAUCAUUGGCAAACAUGGCAUCUCUGGCAAUACUGGUUUCUGACCGACAGUUUGGCAAAUUUGCAGCCAUAUUUUCAUAUGAAAACUAGAUCUGUGGCAAACUAGAGGUGGACUUUUUUUUUUUUUUGUCCUACUCCCACAGUCCAUAGACAUGCAUGUUAGGUUAACCCUCGUGUCGUCCUGUGGGUCAAAAAUGAUCUGUUUUAAAGUUUGAAAAUGUGGAAUAAAAUAUAUUUUCACAGUGAAACUUCUGAUGUCCACAUUUUGAACAUUUUUGGAAAAUUUUUGAACAUUUUUUGAUGGAAAAAAGAAAUAUUAAAAAUGUGUCUUAAGAACAUUCACAAAAAAAUCUUGAUUUUUUUUGUGAAUGUUCUUAAAGAAAACAUUAAAAGUUUUACUGGUAUGUAUGUAAUCACUUAAGGUAUUUUUAGGAUUUUUUUGGAAGAUUUUUACUCAGUUUUUGAAAAUAUUUCCAAGAAUUUUCUUGACAAAUUUGGGGGAUUUUUUAAAAAUAAAACUUUUAAGGGAAACUUUUAAGGAAUUAUUGGAAUUUUCUUUUGCAAAUUUUCUGAAAUUUGGGGAAUUUUUUUGCUGAAUUUUUAGAUUUUUGUCAGACAAGGAAACAAUAUUUUUUGGUGCCUGUAAAUGAGGACAACAGGAGGGUUAAAUGGUGUAAACGUUAGCAUGAAUGGCUGUUGGCCAGUGUUAGCUGGGCUCCAUUAUGGAUUAGACUGUUGCCAAUGAUGUCCAGAAAGCUAGCCAGAAGUCCACUGCAAGUUUGCCACAAACCAUGAAAAUAUGGCCCUGCUGCUGAUUAGUGACAACAUUGUUGAAGGUUAACCGCAACUGUUUGCCAAAAAUCUGAUGCUUUCUGAAACGUUUGCUAAAAAAAAUUACAGUUCCGAGCUAUUUAGGAAAUUACUGAGCAUUUUAAAAAGGUAAAAAAGUCUUUGUGACCCAAUAAAUAUAUCUUCAGUAGAAAAAGAAUGGCUUUUGACUAAAUGCUAUGGAAAUUUAGAUAGUAUUAAGUGACAUGUAAAAGCACUAUUCAGUCACAAUACCUCACUUAACUCUUUUAAAUUUACACUUUAAUCACUUUUGGCAAUUAUUUGCCAGAAUUUUACACAAAUUGCUUCCAUAGGAGCAACUGAUGCAGUAAAAAUCUCUCAAAGUUAGCGACCUAGCAGUCGAUUAGCAUGUCUAUUAGCUUGAUUACUAAUGGUAGUAGGUUGAUUCAAAAGUUAAGGAGUAUUUGUAUCUGUCUCAUAGUUGUCUUUCCAUUAUUUCUUUAUUUUUUAAGGAAGUUUUUGCUCCAACAGAAGAAGUUAAAUGUGGGUUAAUUACGGAACACAGCUAACAUGCUAGCCUUCAGACUUUUAGCUAAUUAGCACAGAAAUGGCCACUCACUACGGCACAAAUUAGCAUGUCAGAACACAUCAAGUUAAACAAACUGCACCAUUUUUAAAGGUUUUGUCCUUUUAACGUGAUUUGUUGACUAUAAGAGAAAUAUGGAAUAACUCAACUCUUGUCCUUUAAAUCAAAAACUGACCGAUUUUCACAAAUACCAGCAGGUUUAGCAUUGUGGGCAAGCUCAGUAAAAUGAAUAAACGAGGACUAAAAAUCACCCAGAACUUGUGAAUAUUGUAAUUUAAUUAAAGGUGAUAAUUACAGGAGAGCAAAUGGAAAAGUUGUGGUUGCAUUUAUGGGCCUCGUGAAGCCAUAAAUGUCACUGAAUGGGAAGAUUCCAAACUGCUAAAUAAAAUCAGAUUUAAAAUUCACCCCUCCGUCUCUCUGUCUUCCAGAUGAGUCUUGCCCUCGGUAGAAGCCAGUCACCUUCACCAAAAUUGCCCGUGUGAUGAGGUCACCAACCGUUUUACUGAACAAUGUUGUGGUUUUUAUUGUGUUUUUGAUUCAUUUUGUGUUUGUUAAUCCUCGUGGUGUCUUGUUUUAUCUAGGAUGAAUGAGGUGUACAGUCCAGGUGUGGUUUAUGCUGUUCAUUAAAGGGAUGUGUGUUUACUGGGAGGAAAAUAUAUGGUUUAUUUUCAGGGAAUAUGAGGGACAACUGUGAAUGUAUAAGUCUGGUACGUGUGUUAAACGGCCCUCAGGUUUGCACUGCAGGGCGACGAAGGAUCACUUGUCUAUGCAAUAUAAAGAAACAGAUAAGAUUUUAUUUUUUAGUUAAUAUAUUUUAAGAUAGUUUCUUCCAUGUCAUCGUCUUUCUAAAUUUAAGUCAGCACUGCCUCGGCACAGAAAGAACACUCGGUGAUGUUUAUAUCGUCUGGUUUCAUGUGCCUGCUGGAUUUGCCCAUACGGAUGAUAUAAACAUCAGUUGAUGAUAUUUAGUCUGAAGCCUUUCAGCCUCUCAGCGAGCGUUGUGGUGCAUGAACGGGUUCUGGUGCAAUGUGUGAGGUGGUUUUCUCGUUGAAGCCUUACUGUUCACAAAAACAACUCCGGUAACAGUUCAGCUAACAGAUUUAAACAAAGGUUUCAUUUUGUUUGACUCAGCAGAAGAUUUUGUGACACAAACAGCUCAAUUAACACAUUAACUUCAUCGUAUUACAGCUGAUAUCAGACUUUUGGCUGUGCUACAUUUAUAAUGUUAUAUAUGCAGAUUUUCCUGUUUGUACCUGAAUAUUUUAAUUGGUGAAAGAAGAUGCAAAUUCUGUGCAAAUGAUUUUUCUAUGACAGUUGAAGAAGCUGGCUUCAAGAGAAAAAAAAUCUAAUAAAUAUUUCUGAAAGCA
Molecule: messenger RNA, 7750 nt
Organism: Amphiprion ocellaris (clown anemonefish)
Lineage: Eukaryota; Metazoa; Chordata; Actinopteri; Pomacentridae
Gene: ppp1r18
Product: protein phosphatase 1, regulatory subunit 18
Exons: 3
Coding region: 437-4483 (1348 amino acids)
Molecular function (GO): phosphatase binding
Source: RefSeq, a predicted model, not a curated record